GCUUGGUGGAGGUGCGCUCCGAUUCGAAGAAAGUUCUCGUCAAUCCUGGUCCCACCUUCAAGAUCAAGCAGUCCAUGCCGGGUUUCAAGAUCAUGGGUAUUUUCCUGGCCUCCGACCGGGAGGCCAUCAUGCAGUGCGAUGUUGGCAUGGUCUUCCUAGGCCGGCGUGAACGGAUCUCUAUGGAGGAGGGAGAUGUCGGUCGGGAAGAUGAUGUGGGUGCGCCGGGAAGCAAUGGGAGGGUCAUCAGUGGUCAAGCAGUUCCGUCGUAG
Molecule: messenger RNA, 269 nt
Organism: Cladocopium goreaui
Lineage: Eukaryota; Dinophyceae; Suessiales; Symbiodiniaceae
Source: the annotation of a GenBank genome assembly